This is a messenger RNA of Cynara cardunculus var. scolymus (artichoke), 2525 nucleotides long. Its product is annotated as subtilisin-like protease SBT1.8. NCBI's taxonomy places the organism in Eukaryota, Viridiplantae, Streptophyta, Magnoliopsida, Asterales, Asteraceae. Bases 68 to 2344 code for a protein of 758 amino acids. The transcript has 2 exons. Gene Ontology annotation, molecular function: serine-type endopeptidase activity. The record is from RefSeq and is a predicted model, not a curated record. Gene Ontology annotation, biological process: proteolysis.
CCAUUCUGACACUGCCACACAAAAUCUCAUCUUCCUCAUCCAUCUGUAAUUACCUCUUCCAUCCACCAUGCCCUCCUUCCCAUGGCUAUGGCUAUGGCUAUCCCUAUGCUUCUUACUACCCCUUCUUCAUGAUGCCAAACGAACCUUCAUAGUUCAAAUGGAUCCUCAUCAAAAACCCUCAUCCUAUCUCACUCAUCACGAUUGGUAUUCCGACCGAUUACAAUCGCUCGCAUCAACCACCCCUGAUGCCAUCCUCUACUCCUACACUACAGCCUUCCACGGUUUCUCCGCCUCUUUGGAUCCCCACCAGGUCGAUUCCCUCCGCCAAUCGGAUUCUGUACUUGGUGUUUAUGAAGAUACCGUUUACCAACUCCACACUACUCGCACUCCUGAGUUUUUAGGGAUUGAUAAUGAAUUAGGUUUGUGGUCUGGUCACACGCCUCAACAACUCAAUUUAGCGGCCAAUGAUGUCGUCGUCGGCGUGCUUGAUACUGGAGUUUGGCCGGAGUCCAAGAGCUUUGACGAUUCCGGGAUGCCACCUGUGCCCAGUCGGUGGCGUGGUCAGUGUGAAGAAGGAGAAGAUUUCAAGGCGAAUUUAUGUAAUAAGAAACUGAUUGGUGCUCGCAAGUUUUCCAAAGGAUUUCGUCUGGCAGCGGGGGUUAUAUCCAAGGAAAAGGAGUCGCCACGAGACCAAGACGGUCACGGAACACACACUUCCACGACGGCCGCCGGUGGGCAAGUGGGGAACGCCAGUUUGUUUGGCUUUGCUAGCGGGACGGCGCGUGGAAUGGCUGUUCACGCGCGGGUGGCGACGUAUAAAGUUUGUUGGAAAACCGGUUGUUUUGGUUCCGAUAUCCUUGCCGGAAUGGACAGUGCAAUUUCCGAUGGUGUAGAUGUGUUGUCUAUGUCUCUCGGCGGAGGUUCUGCGCCUUAUUAUCGCGACACAAUUGCCAUCGGCGCGUUUAAAGCUAUGGAAAUGGGCGUGUUCGUGUCGUGUUCCGCCGGAAACAGCGGACCCUCUAAGGCUUCACUUGCCAACGUGGCUCCAUGGAUAAUGACCGUCGGUGCCGGAACUUUAGACCGAGAUUUUCCCGCAUAUGCCGGAUUAGGAAACGGAAAACGUAUCAACGGCGUGUCUUUGUAUAGUGGAAUAGGUAUGGGUGAUAAACCGGUGGAAUUGGUUUAUUUUAACGGUAAAGGAACCAGUAAUUCCGGCAAUUUGUGUUUACCGGGAUCACUUCAACCGGAGCUUGUACGUGGUAAAGUGGUUUUUUGUGACAGGGGUGUCAAUCCACGUGUCGAAAAGGGGCAGGUGGUGAAGGAAGCUGGAGGGAUCGGAAUGAUACUUGGGAACACGGCAGAGAGUGGGGAGGAGUUGGUCGCCGACAGCCAUUUGUUGCCGGCGGUGGCUGUCGGAAAAAGGUUUGCGGAUGAAAUCCGAGAGUAUUUGAAAAUAGACCCGAAUCCGAAGGCGGUGCUUAGCUUUGGAGGGACGGUUUUGGGGGUUAAGCCGUCGCCGGUGGUGGCUGCAUUUAGUUCCAGAGGUCCUAACAUGGUGACACCUCAGAUAUUGAAACCGGACGUUAUUGGGCCGGGAGUGAACAUCUUGGCUGGAUGGUCAGAAGGGGUCGGACCCACCGGGUUGGAUAUCGAUACCCGGAAAACUCAGUUCAAUAUUAUGUCAGGUACAUCCAUGUCGUGCCCACACAUCAGUGGCUUGGCUGCAUUGCUGAAAGCAGCACAUCCAGGAUGGAGCCCGAGUGCCAUCAAAUCCGCCCUCAUGACCACCGCGUACACAGUUGACAACACCAAAUCACCGCUACGUGAUGCAGCCGGAGGUCAAGUUUCUACCCCUUGGGCUCAUGGAGCCGGCCAUGUUGAACCACACAAAGCCAUCUCUCCUGGGCUUGUAUACGAUAUCUCAACUGAGGAGUACAUUGCGUUCGUCUGCUCUUUGGGCUAUGACAUCAAGCAAGUACAAGCCAUUGUCAACCGUGCAAAUGUUACCUGUUCCAGAAGAUUGGGGGAUCCAGGUCGGCUGAACUACCCAUCGUUCUCUGUCCUUUUUGGGAAGUCGAGAGUAGUUAGAUACACCCGGCAGCUAACAAAUGUUGGCCCUGCGGAUUCUACUUACGAUGUGGCAGUUGAAGCACCAGAAGGAGUUCAAGUUGGUGUGAAACCAAAAAGGCUAGUUUUCAAGAAUGUUGGAGAUAAGUUGAGGUAUACAGUUACAUUCGUCUCCAAGAAGAGUGGCAGUGGGGAUGCUUUUGGCUCGAUAACUUGGAAGAACGAUCUUAACCAAGUUAGGAGCCCGGUUGCGUACGGCUGGGCACGGCUUGUAUAAUAUUUACCAUUGAAGUCCACCCGCUCGAAAGGUGAUUUUAGUUCUAUAAGAUCCUUUUGCUUGCACAUAGGAACACGAAAACCAAAUAUGGGUCACGUUUCUUGUGCUUCAAAAACUAAUGUAAUAGAAAUAGAUGUUUGUUGUUUCUAUGGCUUAUUGAAUGGAAAUGAAUGAAUCAAAA